CUUUGUUUUCUUUGUAUUUGAAAAAUUGAGAAAAGCUCAUAUCAUGGCAAUUGAGAAUGGGAAGAAGGUGGAAGUUGCAGAGAAAGAUAAGAUGGUGAAGGUGAUGAAAAAGGAUAUGGUUCGUCCAAGUAAAGAUUUGGGUAGACGAGAAUGUCCUCUGGUUACAUUCGAUCUUCCUUAUGUGACCUUCUAUUACAACCAGAAAUUGUUGCUGUACAAGGGUCAGAAUAGUAAUUUUGAUUAUUGGGAAGAGAUGGUUGGAAAGAUGAAGGAAGCUCUUGGUGAAAUACUUGUAGAUUUUUAUCCAUUGGCGGGUAGAUUGGAGAUGGAUGAGGAAGGUGUGUUGAGGGUUGUCUGUGAUGCCGACAAUGUUGGUGUUGAGGUGGUGGAGGCGGUGGCUGAUGAUGUCGGCAUUGCCGAGCUCGGAGAAGAUGAGUCUUCCUUGUUGUUGCAGGAGAUCGUUCCUUACACCGGAGUUCUUAAUUUGGAAGGUUUCCGCCGCCCAUUGUUAGCUGUUCAGCUCACCAAAGUGAGAGACGGACUAGCAAUCGGGUGCGCAUUCAACCACGCUAUCCUAGACGGUCACUCCACGUGGCACUUCAUGAACUCCUGGGCGGAGAUCUGCCGUGGAUCCAGUUCAAUCUCGAUCCUACCUUUCCACGACCGUUCUAAAGCCAGAAACACACGUGUGAAGCUCGACCUUCCAUCGGACCCAUCCCAACUGGAUGCUGACGUCAUCAAAUCAAAGGAGGAAGCCACGUCACCCCUAAUGAGAGAGAAGAUAUUCCGACUCUCCGGCUCCGUCAUUGACAAGAUCAAAUCUGAUCUCAACUCUUCUUUAUCAAACGGUUCCAAGUCAUUCUCAACUUUCCAAUCGCUUGGGGUCCACAUAUGGAGAGCCGUCACUCGUGCACGCCACCUCAACGUGGAAGACUACACGGUCUUCACCGUCUUCGCCGACUGCAGGAAGAGGUUGGAACCACCUAUGCCGGAAAGCUACUUCGGUAACCUAAUUCAGGCGAUUUUCACCGUGACGGCCACCGGAGCGUUGCUAGAGAACUCGCCAGCUUUUGGGGCGUCGAUGGUGCAGAAAAUGAUAGAGAUGCACGAUUCGAAGACGAUCGAGGGUCGGAACAAAGAGUGGGAAGCGUCACCGAAGCUGUUCCAGUGGAAAGAUGCGGGAAUCAAUUGUGUGGCGGUGGGGAGCUCGCCGAGGUUUCAGGUUUACGAUAUCGAUUUUGGGUGGGGGAAGCCGGAGACGGUGAGGAGUGGGAGGAACAAUAAGUUUGAUGGAAUGGUUUACCUUUACCAGGGAAAGGGUGGGGGAAGGAGUAUUGAUGUAGAGAUCAGCUUGGAAGCUCAGGCUAUGGAGAAUUUGGAGAAAGAUAAGGAGUUUCUAAUGGAGUAG
Molecule: messenger RNA, 1408 nt
Organism: Telopea speciosissima
Lineage: Eukaryota; Viridiplantae; Streptophyta; Magnoliopsida; Proteales; Proteaceae
Product: BAHD acyltransferase DCR-like
Exons: 2
Coding region: 44-1408 (454 amino acids)
Source: RefSeq, a predicted model, not a curated record